CGCUGAAGAAACGCGAAGCGUUAGGGAAGGAAGAUGGCGGACAGUGCCUCGUUGCUAACGUGUGUAUCACGUGAGUGAAAACGACCCAUUCUCACCCUUCCCCCGAGUUGGGCAGAGUUGUUUCCCCCAAAACUUAAAAAAGUGCGCGACAGUAGCGUCCCUUGAUUUCUGCAAUGGGGGACUCAUCAGACGACGAGAUGUUGAUGCUUGCAGCAGCACUUCAUGUUCUAAAGAAAAAGAAGACAGAGCGAGGAUGGUGGAUAAAACCAUGGCUCAAAAGAGGAGCCCAACAAAGCGCCUACAAUGCUCUGAUGCUGGAACUGAGUGCUGUGGAUUCAGACUCUUACAGCAACUUUGUGAGAAUGGACCCGCAGAACUUUCAGAUGCUGCUCGCACGUGUAGGGCCGUACAUCAUAAAGCGAACAACAAAUAUGCGCGAGUACAUCGCACAUGGGGAAAGGCUUGCUGUGACGCUGAUAUUUCUAGCCACAGGAGACAGUUACCAGUCCUUGUGUUUUCUCUAUCGUCUGGGGAGAAGUACCAUUGGGGAAAUCAUUCCAGACACAUGUAGAGCAAUUACUGCUGCUCUGAAAGAUCAGUAUUUGGAGCUAGGUUCCCAAUACAACACAAAAAUGGGAAGCCAUUACAAGAGUCUUUGAAGAAAAAUGGAAUUUUCCACGCUGUAUUGGGGUUAUAGAUGGAAAACAUUUUGCUAUAAAGGCCCCUUUAGAAGUGGUUCUACUCUUUCUGCAAGAGAAGUUAGAAAUAAAUUUCGUGACUACUUCUGGGCUCAUGGUGAGGUUCACUGGCAGUGGGAUCAAAUAUAAAACUAUUUGUUGCAAUGUAUCUGGCUGAGAGUCCAUGAUCUUUAAGAAUCAUUUUUUUUUUCUGAAAUAAACUUGCUGAGCUGGUCAGAAACAUUUCAUUUUUUAAAGUUAUUGCCUGUUUAGAAAGGUUACAAUUAACAUAUAUUUUGUAGUGUUUUUAAUAGAUAUGAUUUUGAUAGUUUUGAGCAAUUAUUCACAUCUCACAUACAGCCACCUCGCACACUGUCAUUUAAUGUCUGUUUAGUGAUGAUGUUUUAGAAUGUGUUUGAUCCAAAUAAAGUUUUAUUUUUUUAAUAAAUGUAUUUUGCGAAUUACAGUGUAUGCUCAGAGAUCUGUUUGUGAUAUACAAUUUAUUAUCCGGUCUGUGAAUAUUUCAUGACAAACAAAAUUGAUUGUAGACAAGUUGAGUGGGAGGGUGGACUUGACAACAAAAUUUUUAUCAAACUGUUCACAGUAGGAUAUUUUAAGCCACCUUAAACAACCUUUGUGACAAGAUGUAAUAAAUUUAUUAUAUGUUACUGCUUAUGUAUAUAUGUAUAAAUCAUUCUGUUUACCAAGUUCGAAGAUAUUUCAGCGCCACUAGAGACAUUACUGGCAACAGGAAUUUCAACUGCUGGUAAAAGGGCCAUGAACUGUAGUAGACAACACAUGCUCCAGCCCCACUUUGGUUUUAUUUAUUUUAUGCAUUUCCCUUAAAAAUGUGUUUCGGAGGCUGGCAACCGAUCCUGCCUGUGGAGAAGUAAAAGCCUCAAGGUGACAGGUUUCCCGUGUCCUUCUUGACUAGUUGUGAGGUGACAGGUCCUGCUUGGCAGAACAGUAUCCCCUCCCCAAGGGUCUGGCUGCUGCAAGGUGACUAGUUCUGCCCACCUCGAGUAUGGGAGAAGUGCCAUGAUGGCUCAGGUCUCUCAAACCCCACUCCUCUCUCCUCUGGGUAGAUCCUUUUAAUUAGUUACUACAGGUUGUCCAGCUGCAAAGUGCUGGGCGCUCGUAAAUGUGAAAUUCUAAAAGCUGUGAUACGCGUGUGCACAUUUUCUGCUCUAGAUUGUACUGCUGAUGUUUAUUAAAGUGUGUACUUUCCUGAAAUGCAUACAUCCAAAAAUCCCACAACUUUGAUGUCAGUUUAAGGUGCUGUCAAACAAAAUUAUGGGACUACAUAACCUUCACUGUUGGUGCUAACAGAACAGAACAAGAAGUUUCAGCAGAUCGUUAUUAUCUUCUCAGACCUUGACAAGAAAUUCCUAACAUGGGAGAUAAUGUGAUAUCAACCAGAGAUUUCACUCUCAAACUACAGAUCACAUUCUCAUACUUGAGAAAGUCUGCUCAACUUUGAUGGUCUGCUAUAGGACUUUCUAGUGAAAGAGCAGUAAAAAUGAUUGGCAUACCAAACACAGCUGGGACUCUAGCCAAGAGACACAGCUACCUACAAAAUACCAGAGACCCAAACAUUUCAGUGCAGUUCUGAUCCCACUGCACAAGCAUUUGAUACAAAAGUAGGACUGAUCACACCGUGAAACAAAAUCACAUUAUUUUACCAAUUUGCAUACAUAAAGACAGACAAAACAAUUCAACAUGCUACUGUAAAUAUAGUUUAUUUUUGUACAAACCAUGAUUAGGUGACUCCUUUGCUUGUAACUGUGCAAAUACCAAAAAAGCCUUAUGAUAAAAAAUUCCUAUUUAAGAUAAUGUGGGAGCAAAUUGGUGAUGCACAUCAACAAGUGAAAAUAUGAUAAUUUGAGUGUUUACAAUUUUGUUGAUCGAAAUUCUCGUGUCAAAAGUAGAAAGGGGAUGAGUGAACAAGUAUAAGAUUAACAAAAGGUUAAAAUGGUUAUGCAACUGUGUAACAUCUUUUCCAGUCUGCAGUGGUGGCUUUCCCUCACCCUUUAUUGAGUAUAAGGUUUAUGAUCUGUGGAGGAAAAGGGGGGAAGAGUCACAGACAAACUAGUAAAGCACAUUAAAUUUACCACUAUUUCAGUAUUUCGUACAUUUUUGUAGGAGCUACUUUUCAGCGAAGAUGAAUCUUUUCAAAACUUGUAAAUUAAUUGUUGACCUUCCAACUGUUUUCCAGUCACAAAUUUGGAAUGUGGUGUUUUCAGUAGUUUAACAUAGUUUGGCAGAGGUAAGAAUAUAAAUAUGAGUAGUAUUCAGACUUUCAACCCAUUCAGCAAUAUCUGUUAUGUGCUUAUACAUCAAUUCACCAUCUCUGUGUCUUAACCACUCACCACUGCAACAUUUAAGUAGUUGUUCACUGAAACCAAAUGUUUGGACAUCAAGUAUGCUGUUGAGUAAUCACUAGUUCCAGCAACUGACAUCAAUUUGCAUAAAAAAGUUGUCACCGAACUUAUGUCACGUGUUCCUA
Pomacea canaliculata is the source of this 3183-nucleotide messenger RNA. RefSeq lists its product as uncharacterized. The coding region runs from base 174 to 659 and encodes 161 amino acids. The record is from RefSeq and is a predicted model, not a curated record. The transcript has 3 exons. Lineage: Eukaryota; Metazoa; Mollusca; Gastropoda; Architaenioglossa; Ampullariidae.